CUUUAGUCGAAAUACAAGCUCUUCUAUAAUAUUGUGCAAGAAAAACUUUCAGUUUCAAAAUAACAUCAAGACGAUUAUUUUCUACGAAAUUCUUUCAGUUCACCAAAUUUAAUAAAAAUGAAAUAUUUCUGUUUUUUAAUAUUAUUCCUCUUCGUAAAUGUUUCGGCAGAUGAUCUAAGGGUAUAUGCGGAUAUGGUUCGCCGUAUAAACAUAGCCAUCGAGAAAGCUUUUAACGUGAAUAAUUUAACUAUAGAAGAUAAUCCUGUAACAAAUGCAUUGGAGUAUGUAAUUGAAGCAAUAUUUGAUGAUAACUAUUAUAAUGGGGAUUUCGCCACAAUGAAUUUUAUGAUCGCUCGACCAGACCAAAUAGAAAUUGUCGCCCAUAUACCCGUAGAACCUGCAAAUACCUUCGAAAACGAAAUAAAAAAAGCCAUGCAUUACCAGUAUUUGAUGGAAGUGGAAGUUAGAGCUAAAUUGAGUCCGUUAUAUGUUACCAUUCAUUAUUCGCAUAUUAAAAGAGAUCAAGAUGAUUCAGAUUCUAGAGACAUAGAUUUGACAGCCCUUGCAGAACCGAGAAGACGCCUAGUUAAAACAGUUUUAAAAAAUAUAAUCAGCCGUGCAUUAGUAACCAUGGUCAACCAGUUUAUGAAGCAACCAGAAAUAAGAGACCCAUCAACUGAUAAAGUCAAAGAUUUGGGGCGCUUAAAUUUGACAACCGUUGCAGAAAAACGAAGAGUUACUGGAACAUCUUUAGAAAACACAAUGAGACAAGCAUUAUUAGAUAAAACUUUAUGGCGGAUAUGUUGUAUGAUUGGAAUAUACAUGAGUACACGAUUACCAACAUCAUACAUAAAAAAUAUUCACGUUGAAUCCAAUAUGUGUACCUUGUAUGAUGGAAUUACACAACAAAGAUACCAACAAAUUAAUGGAGUAUUGUGGCAAAUAGGCUUAGACAACCGUAGAGCACAACUUUUUGAGGAGCAGUUAAUAUAAUUUUUCCAUCCUAAAAUUCUUUAAAAACUGUAUAAUACCACUGUUAUUUUAUUGUAAUAAUAUUUUAAUGUUGCGCUAAUAUUCUUUUUCAUAUUUCACUCAUAACUGACAAUUAAUUGAAUGUACAAACAUUAUCAGCAAACAAUAAUAAUCUUUACCUACAUUAAAAAACAUAUUUUAUUCUAUUAUGAUUUGUAUAAGCUGUUGAACUUUUUACUGAUCGAUUAAAAAAUGUAUAAUGAUCUAAAUAAAGAUAUUCAACAGGCGCAAUAAAGCAAG
Adelges cooleyi (spruce gall adelgid) is the source of this 1272-nucleotide messenger RNA. RefSeq lists its product as uncharacterized. The record is from RefSeq and is a predicted model, not a curated record. Lineage: Eukaryota; Metazoa; Arthropoda; Insecta; Hemiptera; Adelgidae. The transcript has 15 exons. The coding region runs from base 118 to 993 and encodes 291 amino acids.